UUUAUUUUCAGCAAUUAGUUUAUAAAUAACACUCAUUGAGUACGGAGGCUUAAAGGCGAUUAUCUCAAAAAAUGCUGCUGAAAUAUUGUCCUUUACUUUUGCUGGCUCAGUUUUUAAUAGCGGCAGCCAGUCCCACCAAUCUUCGAUUGCCCGAAUCCGGGGUGCCAUUGCAAAAGGAACUGGAACGGCAGGCAAAGGCGGAGACUAUCAAUCUCCUAAAUUCCCUGUUUCGUUCUCAGAUCGCCUAUUUCACCGAAGUGAAAGCUGCUUUGAAUCCCCAGACGAAGCGUUCUCAGCAUAUCAAUCUUUACAUAACUCGGUUGAACGCUGCCAUUGAAGAAACGGACAUGGACGAGAAAAAUAAAAAGUGGAUGGAGAUUUUUGACGAGUUCAGUGCCUCUCCAUUACUGAUUAACCGGGAAGCUGAAACUGGUCUCACCGACUUGCAAUACAAGCAGAUACUUACCGGUCAAAAACUAAAGGAUAUAUCUGCCAAGUUCGUGACCGAUGUGGCUGAUUACUUCUGGAAAAUAACCAAGCUCAGUGGCAGAGUCGUUAGCAAUGAAUUAUCAAACGCUGACCAGUCGUAAAUCUCAAUAAACCCACUCGUGAAUCGAUCAAA
Messenger RNA from Drosophila ficusphila, 622 nucleotides. RefSeq lists its product as uncharacterized. Lineage: Eukaryota; Metazoa; Arthropoda; Insecta; Diptera; Drosophilidae. The record is from RefSeq and is a predicted model, not a curated record. The coding region runs from base 72 to 590 and encodes 172 amino acids. The transcript is spliced from 3 exons.